CAAACCACAGGGAAAAGAGAUUGGAAUCAAGAUCAAACCUUUCCGCAGUCGCAAUUCUGUUCCCUGUUAUACCGUCUCUCUCUCCAAAAAUUCUCUAUCUAGGGUUUCUUCAAAUAUAGCAUAUAUGUACAUAUAAAUCAUACUUUCACAUAUAUACAUAUAUAUAUUCGAGGGUUUCAAUCUUGCAGUUGGUCGAUCGAAAAGGAAUGGAUCUAGAGGUUGUGGGCCGCCACGCCCUCCUCUUCGACGAUGACUCGACGGCGGCGUUUGUGAACUCCGGUGAUGCCCUCGUCGAAUGGAAUUCUCUCGUCAUCGAUCGCUACGACGUGCGCCACCUCCUCUCCGGGCCUCCGCCGCCACGGAGGCGGCGCAAUCUCCAUCAGACACACUCAACUUCGUCUCCUACUUCCGUCACUUCUCUUGAAUCGGAGCUGGAUCGUGAACGAUACCUUGAUCUACCAGCACCGUCCGACGAACAAGAAUUUGAUGAGGGUGCGAAACCGGUUGAUGGUGGUGGUUAUCAUAGUGUUGCCUUUUCGUAUGGAAACACUGGGAAUUCAACUGAUCAAAAGAAUGCUGAUGCUGGGUUAGGAGAUUCUGGUUUCCAUCCACCUUUCGCUGUGCCUGAUAGCUUACUCCAAAGCCUGCCUCCAACAGAGAAGCUACAUCAGAUAAUUGCAAGGACUGCUACGUUUGUCAGCAAACAUGGUGGGCAGUCGGAAAUUGUUCUGAGGGUUAAACAGGGAGACAACCCGACGUUUGGGUUCUUGAUGCCUGACCAUCACCUUCAUGCGUACUUUAGGUUUCUUGUUGAUAACCAAGAACUCUUGCAGUCUGACAUUGAUGGAAAACUGCAAAAUGAGAAAGCCGAUACUGAGCACAAUCAGACAGAUGAUGCUGGAGGUGGAGCGUUGUCCUUGCUUGGUUCUGUGUAUGGAUAUGGGGAAGAUGAGGAUGGCGGUGAGGAAGGCCAGAAAUCUAAAGAAAACAUAUCCGGGGAAACCUUUGAUGCUGUUAGUGUAGCAGUUUCUCAUGGUUCAGAUGAAACAAACUUUUCAGCGAAUGCAGCUGGAAAAGAUGAGUCAGCUUCCAAGCUUCAACUUCAUUCUAAAGAAAAGCUUUUUGCAUUGACAAAGAAUUCCUUUAUCAGUGCACCUAAGGCUGGAACUACAUGUACCACGAAAAAAGGUGACAUUCUUGGUUCGCUUUGUGCUGCUAUAGAUAAGUCGCAAGCUUCUGCCAUACCGACCAUUCCUAAGGUUGAACAAUUGGUUUUGGAGCCUUCAGCGGAUUUAAAAAGAUUGAUUGAUAAGAUAGUUGAAUUCAUUCUGAAAAAUGGGAAGCGGUUUGAGGCGGUACUUAUGGAACAGGACAGUGAACAUGGAAGAUUUCCAUUCCUUCUGCCUUCUAAUAAGUAUCAUCCGUACUAUCUAAAAGUUCUCCAGAAAGCCCAAGAGUCAAAAUUAACUAGCUUAUUUUCCAAGAAUGAUGACUUGGUAGCGCAUGGGCCAGACAGGAAAACUUCUCAAUCCGAGGAAAGUGAUUCUUUACCUUCAGGAUCUGGUUUUGAUGUGCCAUAUGAUUCUGACAGGAAAGAGAAGUUUAAGAUGGUAAUUGGGAAGCCAAAGAAGGAUGGACAGGAUCCACCUUCCAAAGCUACUCAGCAACAAUUUGGAGUUCAAAUAGAUGCAGCUUCAGCUGCAGCUAUUCUUCAGGCUGCAACAAAAGGCAUUAGGUAUCCAAAUUUGGGAAUUCUUUCAAGCACAUAUGGUGAGGGUGGGCGGGUCUCAAGCUCUGGCAGUCAACUUUUACCUCGACCCGAGUGCGUUGUCGAAAAAUCUGAUCAGAAUGGUGACCACAGUUUUUCUGCACCUGUUACUCGUGAUAUUGCAAAGACUGCUUCUCUUGAAGCUGUUUGUGAGGCCGACUCCUCUGAAGCAAACCUGAAUAGAGAGCAGAAGCUGAAGGCUGAGAGGUUGAAACGGGCAAAGAUGUUUGCAGCCAUGUGGAAAACUGGAGCAGAACCAUUAAAAACUUUACCACUGCGGGGCAUUUCAGUAGAACCACAAGAAUCAGGAGUUUCUGGUUCUGGUGCUGAGGUUGUUAACCUCGAGAUCAAAGAAAGAGAAGGCAGCUCGGUUCCCUUAGAUGUUGAUGCUGAAGACAAAAUUGAGAAGCCUGAAAGGAAAUAUUCUGAUGACGAGUACAAUGAACGGAGAUUAAAGAGGAAGUACAGAAUGAGAUCUCAGAGAGAUGAUGAUGAUGAUGAUGUUGAAGAUGAGGAUGAAGAGGGAAAUGAUGAAAAGCGCUCAGUGAAGAAGCAUCGGUCUCAUCAUUCUUCUCAUAAAGAUUACAAAAAAGAAGUAUUUGAGAAGGAAAUUGAUCACAAGCACUCCAGGAAAAAGCACCGUUCUCAUCAUUCCUCGUGUGAAGAUGAAGAGGAAAGGGAUCACAAGCAGUCAAGGAAAAAACACCGGUCUGAUCGUUAUUCGUGUGAAGAAGAAGAAGAAAUGGAUCUAGACUAUUCUAGGAAGAAGCAACCGUCUUAUCGAUCUUCACAUGAAGAAGCUGACAGAGAAGAGGAAGAAGAAAUAGAUGGUAAACACUCAAGGAAGAAGCACAGGUCUCACCGUUCUUCACACCACAGUAGAGACAGGCACAAGCACAGAAGACGACAUUCUUCUUCAAAGGAAAUAGAAUCUCGACAGCGGCACAAGCAUGAUAGCUCUUCUGAUGAUGAGCAGCGCCAGAAACGUAGUGGAUCUAAUAAGCACAAAAACAAAUCUCUUUCAGACAAAGAAGAGUUGGAGGAAGGGGAGAUCAGUUCCAAAAUUUCAGACAAUGGUGCUAUUAGAGAAGGAUCUUUGGACUCGUCGAAUUCAUGUCGUACUGUGAGGGUGCCAUCUCAGCCCUCUGAAGCUACUGAGGUUUCUGAUGAUCUCAGGGCUAAAAUUCGAGCAAUGUUGAUGGCGACCUUGUAAGAAGUACCAUAUUUUUAGUCUCUUGUAUUGUAAUAAUUAUUUGAACUCUGGCAAAUUAAUUUGUUCGGGUGUUGAGAUUUAUUCCUUUCAAAUCCCUUGUAGGCUCCUUUUGGUUCGUCCCAUAUAGGGAAAGGAAAAGGAAAAGAUAAAAGGAAAUGGCAAGGGGAAAUAAUCAUUCUUAGUUUGAAUGGCAUAAA
Messenger RNA from Cornus florida, 3178 nucleotides. RefSeq lists its product as uncharacterized. The transcript is spliced from 4 exons. Bases 207 to 2981 code for a protein of 924 amino acids. NCBI's taxonomy places the organism in Eukaryota, Viridiplantae, Streptophyta, Magnoliopsida, Cornales, Cornaceae. The record is from RefSeq and is a predicted model, not a curated record. Gene Ontology annotation, molecular function: RNA binding. Gene Ontology annotation, biological process: RNA processing; mRNA 5'-splice site recognition.